Molecule: messenger RNA, 915 nt
Organism: Acanthocheilonema viteae
Lineage: Eukaryota; Metazoa; Nematoda; Chromadorea; Rhabditida; Onchocercidae
Source: the annotation of a GenBank genome assembly
AUGUCCUGCAUGAAGAAGAUAUGGCGCUAUGCAAUAGAAACGUCUCAAUUUUACAACUGUUUAUUAAUGCAAAUUGACGUAUGUGCCAAUGACACGGUAACACAACUUAAAAUCGACAAUAAUCCAUUUGCCAAAGGGUUCCGUGAUGCCGGUGCUGGGAAACGUGAGAAGAAACGGUUAAUGAACAGGACGGAAUGCAACGCAACCAAUACCGGUAUCUCGAAAUCGGUGAUUUCUCUGAAUGACGAUUCUGUAACAUCUGAAUCACCGGCUGCUCGAGCAGGCAGCUCGAUGGACUCAGAUCGUUCGGAUGACGACGACUCGCCACCCCUUCCGAAACGAGCCCGGAGUAGUCAGAGCACCACUGAUGACUCAUUACAAAAUAGGAAUCAUCUGUUCCAGAAUCAUAACCUUCAUCAGCACCUCCAACUUUUACAGAAUCAUCGAUUACUAUCGAAGGAGGCUGUCAACUUCCAAUUAUUCCAUCCGGUUGGUAUCGGAGGUGGUGGUGGUGGCGGAGGCGGAGGCGGCGGUCCGCCACCACCACCACCUUCUUUCGCACCAUUCUUUCAGAACUACGGGUUUCAUCCCGCUGCCGAGUUUUUCUUUCCCGCUUCUCCUUUUCCCCGCGGUUUCUUAAUGCAUCAAGCAGCUGCUGCGGCUGCAGCAGCACAAUUUUCGCCCUACCUGCUUCGGCCAUCUCUACCCGCUCCUCCACUUUCUGCUUCUCAGGCAGUUAAUCCACCUACACCAUCCCCCGCUUUCGUUACUGUGUCGAAGUCGCUAUCAUCGGUUGGAAAUACCGCUAUUCCGUCAACCGCUAACGGAAUGCCACGACCUCCAGCCCCUACAACGGGAAAAUCGACAGUAGCUCCGAAAAAGGGAGGAUUCGAUGUAUCUGAUCUCCUUGCAUAA